AUGAAAUAUUUAAAAAUCGAUUAAAUGAACUACUCUUGCUAAAUAUAAGUAGACAAUUUAUAUAUAAUUUUCAAACCAGUUUGAUUCAUUAUAAACAAUAAAUGGAAGAUUAUCAAAGAUAACUAAGAUAAGGAACUAAAACAUCUCAAUUAAUUAGUGGCUUCAUUAAAAUUAGAGAUCUUUCAUUUAAAUUUGUUAUAUAAUUAGAAAAAAAAAAUUAAUGAACUUAAAUCCAAUAAUUAACUUAUUAUUAAUGACUUUAACAAAUAAUUGAAGAGUAUUCUCAAGUCUCUCAUUCAAAAUAAUAUUUAAAAAAAUAAAUAAGAGUAUAAGUCUUAGCCAAACCUAUUGGAUAUUCAAAUUUAAAGGAAUAAGUUUUUGAAUUUAGAACAAUUAGUUCAUAAGUUAUUCUAUUAUAACAAAGAGAAAUGA
This is a messenger RNA of Paramecium primaurelia, 432 nucleotides long. NCBI's taxonomy places the organism in Eukaryota, Ciliophora, Oligohymenophorea, Peniculida, Parameciidae. The record is from the annotation of a GenBank genome assembly.